Molecule: messenger RNA, 1507 nt
Organism: Leptopilina heterotoma
Lineage: Eukaryota; Metazoa; Arthropoda; Insecta; Hymenoptera; Figitidae
Exons: 2
Coding region: 220-1281 (353 amino acids)
Source: RefSeq, a predicted model, not a curated record
UAGAGUUUAAUUGUUAGGAAAAUUGUGAUGUGAUGAUCAAAAAAUUUGUUUUCUACGCAUUCAUGCCAGUAUUUUCUUUUUUUUGCUCAAAUGUUUUUUUAUAAACAAAAAGUGAUUAAUAUUUUUUAAACUGUCAAAGGAGAAACUAAAGUAUUUUCAAAUUCUGUGCAGAGGAAAAUAAUGUAAAUUGUUUUGAAAAAAAAUUAGGGUUGGUUAAAAAUGGAAAAUUCUAAACGAAAACGUGAGGAUGAGACGGAAAUUCCGGAAGAGAGACUUCUUAAAAAAUUCGAGGUUCUGGAAUCUCGAUUGAUGCAAUUAUGGGAAACUGAUUCGAAUAGAGAGUCUAUUGAGUCUAUAAAUGCUACUGGUUCAGAUGUUAUUUCUUUUGGAGACGAGCAACUAGAGCAAGAGUUGGACGACGAUGAAGAACAGUAUAACAAUAACCAGGACAGUAUUAUCGAGGAAAUUCCCCGAGAAAUUAUACCUGUUGAAGAAAUAGAUAUUUCGGAUGAUGAACUCUCGAAAAUUUGGGAAGACGCGAAGGAUAAUUCCAUAGACGAGGAUGUUGUGUUUCUCAAAGAAGAUACAAUAAAGGAAAAUGGUAUUUCCAUCCCUUGUUCGUCUUUUCAUCCCGAUAUCAGAGAGACUUGGACCGUUUGGACAAGGGCUGGAAUCCCGUGUAAGGAUCAGGAGGAAUUGCAAAAAAAAUACAUGCCACCGAAAUUUUUGCAAACACCGUUAGUGAAUCCAGAAAUUCUCGAGACUCUCCACAGGAGACCAAUUGAAAAAGAUGAAUUCGUUCGUUCCUCGCAGGAAAUGGUUGGUUCGGCUCUAACAGCAUUAGGCACUGUUAUGACUUCUCUUUUGUCCGAGGGUGAAUACGAUAAGUUAAAAGUGUUGAACAGUUUAAAUGACACGGCGAAGAUUCUCACUAGUUUAUUUCACCUGGACACGGACAAACGGAGAUCGAACAUCAUCUCCUGGAAACCGACGCCAGUGCAGAAAAUUUUGGUUUCCACGAAACCAGACGAGUUUCUAUUCGGUAAGAAUCUCAGUGGUAGAAUAAAAGCUGCGGAAGAUUCGGGAAAAAUUCACAAAUUAAGACCCUAUGUCUUCAAACGAAAUAACGAUCGUCCUUAUAGGUACUUUCCAAGUCCUUAUCAUUGGUUCGGAAGUAAUGACAAUGAAAAAAAUGACAUUGACUAUGUUAUGAAUCCAUUGAAAAAAGAAAAGAAAUGUAAAGUGGAAAAAGUUGAUAAAUCCAUGAAAUUGGAAGUUUGACUGAGUUUACUAUAUAUUAUGUUCGAGAGUUAUUUUUCUUUACGAUAAAAAGUUUUUUUUUUUUUGUUUUAUUUACUUAGAGAUGUAUUUGUUUUCGUAUGUACAUAUGUAUAGAAAGGGGAUCGAGAAAAUCGAAAGUUGAGAGGAACAACGUCUUUGAAAGACUCGAAAAGUUUCCUGUCAACUUAUAAUAAUAAAAAACACACUUUAGUUUAAUACAUAAAAA